Molecule: messenger RNA, 1393 nt
Organism: Atta colombica
Lineage: Eukaryota; Metazoa; Arthropoda; Insecta; Hymenoptera; Formicidae
Product: caspase-1-like
Exons: 7
Coding region: 109-1344 (411 amino acids)
Biological process (GO): apoptotic process; proteolysis
Cellular component (GO): cytoplasm
Source: RefSeq, a predicted model, not a curated record
CACAGUUGUUUCUCUGACGCGAUUCGGACGUAUUCGCAAAACUUUUGACAAGGAUCUGCUGUUGCUCGCAGUGAUCUCGAGGUGUCUUAGGAAUCUCUCUUUCACACUAUGGAAUCCUCGGCAAUUGACGAAGCUGAGUCUACUGAAGUUAAGGUGCCGCAGAUUAAUUUUCAGACGGAAAUGAAUAACAACAUAGGAAAUACAUCAUCUAACUCACCUCCUAAUCUCACUCUUCUAAGGGAAAGAUCCAAUUCCGCAGUGAUUGAUUCUAUCGGCUUGAAAAGGUACUUAGCGGUUUUUGCAUCUUCGACUGCCCGACGCCGGAGCAAAUCUCUAACUGCUACAGAUUACUAUACACUAUCAGUUUCUCAUUGUACGGAUAAUUUGUGUAUUCCGGGAACAUCCCGAGAUGAUCAGGCAAUAAGAACGACGAACAAUAGGCAAGAAGGUGAACAAUUCAACAAAAGGGCGAUAUCACCUCUAUCAACAAUCGACGCUAUCGGCACCAUCGAAAAAAAGCCAUUGUUAAACAGUCCUCCAAAACUUACCGCAUUAAUGCCAGUUGAAAAGGAUGCAGACUGCUAUAAUAUGAAUCACAAAAAUCGCGGUAAGUGCAUAAUCUUCAAUCACGAAGAUUUCUCUAUGUCUACACAAUUGAAACGAGUGGGUACUGCAAAGGAUGCAGAAAGAUUGCAAAAAACUUUUGGAAACCUCGGAUUUGACGUUGAACUUCACAAUGACUUUACAUUCUCCGAAAUACAAGAUGUGCUAAAAAGAGUGAGUCAGCUCGACCAUACGGAUAAUGACUGCCUCUGUGUCAUUACAUUAACCCAUGGCCUGCAGAGGGACAUAAUAUGCGCGAACGACGUCAUGUAUGAAUCCAAUGAGCUUUGGAAGCCUUUUGCUGCCGAUAAAUGUUUGACGCUUGCGGGCAAACCUAAGUUGUUUUUCAUCCAAGCUUGUAGAGGCGAUGAAUCCGAUGAUGGUGUUCAACUAGUAAGCAAUCGAUCUUUAAGAGGAACGGAAACUGAUUCCGUUACUACAAGUUAUUCUAUUCCGAUUCACGCGGAUUUUCUGUUAGCUCACAGCUCAAUUGAAGGUUUUUAUACCUGGAGGAGUCCCUUUGAAGGAACGUGGUAUAUACAGUGCUUAUGCGACAUUUUAGAUGAACAUGGAACAACAAUGGAUUUGAUGAAAAUGUUGACUUUAACAGCGCGAAAGGUUGCCACAGAAUUUUCCUCCGUCAAUCUCGAGCAUAGAAUUUUACACAACAAGAGACAAGUGCCUUCAGUGACGACGAUGCUGAUCAGAUCUGUUCAUUUUCCACCAAAAUCGAAAAAAUAAUUUCGCAGAGAAAUUACAAGAAAUUUUUAAAAAGGAUAGAAAAUAAUCG